This is a messenger RNA of Nothobranchius furzeri (turquoise killifish), 1121 nucleotides long. RefSeq names its product homeobox protein CHOX-CAD. The record is from RefSeq and is a predicted model, not a curated record. Gene Ontology annotation, cellular component: nucleus. NCBI's taxonomy places the organism in Eukaryota, Metazoa, Chordata, Actinopteri, Cyprinodontiformes, Nothobranchiidae. Gene Ontology annotation, biological process: anterior/posterior axis specification; cell differentiation; animal organ morphogenesis. Gene Ontology annotation, molecular function: DNA-binding transcription factor activity, RNA polymerase II-specific; RNA polymerase II transcription regulatory region sequence-specific DNA binding.
UAAAGGUGUGUAGUCCCUAGUGCACAGGUAUCCUGGUAGUUAUCAUCCUGAACCUUAGACUGAAGCGAAACCAGAACGGGGCCUGUACCAUGCACCAGGAGGUGUAACUCACCUGAGAGAGCCCCCACACCUGUCCAGGACACCGGGAUGUACCCCAACUCCCAGUCGGUGCGACACCCGGCUCAGACGCUGACACUGAACAGUCAGUACAUCCCGCCUUCGUAUGACUUCACCGGCUAUCAGCAUCACGUUUCCGGGGUCAUCGACCCACUACCGAGUGCCUGGAACCCCGUUUACGCUCCCGGGGAGGAAUUCCCCUUCAGCUUCGCGGGUUCGAGCCCCGGAGGCGGACAGGUGAGCUUCACCUCCCCGGAGCUGAGCAGCGCGCCCUCAGCCGCUGCAGGAGGGUCAUUCCCCGGCUACAGCUUCCUCUCAGGACAGGACCCGUUCAGCUCCAGGAGGAGACCACCAGAGCCAAUCAGACAGACGCUUACAGGAGGAAAGACGCGGACAAAGGACAAGUACAGGGUGGUGUACACUGACCACCAACGGCAGGAGCUGGAGAAAGAGUUUCAGUGCAACCGCUACAUCACCAUGAGGAGGAAGUCAGAGCUGUCGAUGGCUCUCAGCCUCUCAGAGAGACAGGUUAAGAUCUGGUUUCAGAACCGACGGGCCAAAGAGAGGAAGAUCAACAGGAAGAAGCUGCAGCAUUCUCAGCAGGCGUCCACAACGACCCCCACCCCGCCUGUGAUGGGAGCCCACGCUGAUGUUCCCAUCAGCCCUGGCACUAGCUUGGUGCCAACAGACAUAAAAUCAGAGGAAUACUAGUUGGGUUUCCUCAGACCAAAACCAGAGUGUAAAUACUUUUUUAUUUGUACUUUUUUACAAAAUGAUGACUUAAUUAAUAAUUAUUCACAGUAAAAUGACGUAGUAAUGCUGCACCACCUGCCUUAAGCAAGGUGACGCUCCACUGACACCAGAUCCACCGAGCUGCUAUGAUUUAAACACUUCUGUGUGUUAAAUUAAAAUAUCAACACACGCUCACUUUGAGGUAUUUGAUCUGCUUGCUCAGUAUUUGUUUUUUAAGAUAAUAAAAUAUUGGAAAGUGUUUGUUAAUAGAA